AGCCAGUGGGUAAAACCUAUCCAGGCGUUGCAAGACCUGGUAUGCGUCAGCAACGCCUGGGCAGAGGAACGCGCCCAAUCUGUUGUAGGCUAUUCGGCCUGUAUGCCAGCGGUCAGUGCUAUCCGUGUUCCUUGGGACGUCCCUACCCUAUAAACCAUAACUCUUACCCAUUUUACGUUUCAACUUCAAUGGUUUAUGGACGUCCCAAGGAUCCCGGAUUGCAUCGGGCCCAAUAUGGGCCCGGAAGUUGUCAGGUAAAAUUUAUAUCCGGAGAUGCUGCCGUCGCCAGAGACAACAAACAGAUAUUCUGACAUUUAAAAACGACAACAAUAGUCGUUCGUCAGUCAGCUGGUGAGAGAAUGAAUGCUGAUGACUGCAAUGGAUUUUCACAUAUGUCAGGCAGUGGAGGAGAGUCGGCAAAGGAGCGAGGUGAUUUCUGUGGAGGUCUGAGGGUUCCAACAUUGACCACUCCAAACUGUAAACAGUCCUCUCCAAACAGAUCUCUUAGUGUGGGCACCAUUAAGGUAGAACUCUACAGUGACAAUGAGUCUGCAGGUUCUCCACAGCCAGAGAGAAGAGAUGGAGAGAGGGAUGAUGGGUGGAGGGAUGACAGAGGGGACAAGACAGAAGAGGGGAGUGGGGUAUGGGGAGGACCAGGAAAGGGUUACGGGGAGCUGGCCAGUCCUCAGCCUGCAUCUGCCGGUCCCAUCCGACUGCCCAAUUGUAAGCUCCAAUGUGACGUGUGUGGAAUGGUCUGCAUCGGGCCCAAUGUACUAACAGUGCACAAACGCAGCCACACAGGUGAGCGUCCAUUCCAGUGUAACCAGUGUGGAGCCUCCUUCACCCAGAAGGGGAACCUGCUGCGCCACACAAAGCUGCACUCUGGAGAGAAACCCUUUAAAUGUCCCUUCUGUAACUACGCCUGUCGCCGCCGGGACGCACUCUCUGGACACAUCCGCACACACACCGUGCCCUCUCUGACAGUGGGUAAACUUUACAAAUGCAGUUACUGUGGUCGUAGCUACAAGCAGCAGAGUACCCUGGAGGAACACCUUGAACGCAGCCACAACUACUUAAAGAGUCUACAGAACAAUCACCCAGCACUCAGCACCGUCCCCACUACACAGGGGGAGGAGUCCCCAGGCAUGGAGCUGAUCCCUGAGCCAGAGCAUGUCCUCCAGCCGUCCACUGAAAAACAGUCCUCCAUACACAGGCUGGUCAACGGCGUCACCAAACGAAAGAGGUCCACACCACAGAAGUUUCUGGGAGAAAAGCACAUGAGGCUCAACAACCGUGAUCUACCUUAUGAACUAUCCCCUGGCCCUGAAGAGGAUAAGAAUGGGGACCUGCACUCUGACCUUGAUGGAGAAGCUGGUGCUACAGGGUUAGCAGGGAUUGGGGGCAGGUUCCUCCGCAAGUGUGGAGGUGGUGAGGACCCUGGGUCUAAGCCCCCUCAACUGGCCCUGUCCUACCCUGCCUGCCUGUCCGACUCCAGCCCAGUCAUCAGCUCUGUUUACAGCCACCGGACUCCUCUGGGUCCCCAGGUCAAUGGUGGAGCUGGAGAUGUGUCUGUGGAGCUCGCUGGACGGGAAGCAGGGGAGGGACACAAGAACGUUCCCUCAGGUCACAGCAACAUCCACAGCCUCACUGUCAGCAACGGCCCCAGCAACGGCCCCAGCAACGGCCCCAGCAACGGCCCCAGCCACGGCUGCCACGAUUUCAAAGACAAGUCAGACACAGAGAGCACAGCAGAGGAGCAGCAGAGCACCAGGGUUACAGCUCCUACCAGAAACUCCAACAACCCCCACCUCCUCCCUCAUCUACAUUACCCAACCCCAGGCCUGCUCCGCAGCCGCACCCAUCUCCGUCCCAACCCCAGCCAGGCCAACGACCCAGACAUAGAAAGGGAGAGAGGAGACAGGGCCUGCCCCGUGCCCAUCGACACUACCAUCCCAACUAGCGUGAAGGGAUCGAGGACCCCCGGUUUAGGGUCACCCUCCAUCUCCAGGGAGGCUUCUAUACAGGUGGUGGACGGGGAGGGGCGAGCGGUGCGGUCAUUCCGCUGUGAGCACUGUCGCAUGUUCUUCCUGGACCACGUGAUGUUCACCAUCCACAUGGGCUGCCACGGCUUCCGCCAGCCCUUCCAGUGCAACGUCUGUGGGCACCACAGCCAGGGCCGUUACCAGUUCACCUCGCACAUCAUCCGCGGGGAGCACCAGGUGGGCUGACGAGUUAAAGGGGAGAUUCGGUCCCAACUUGGCCCUACCCCUUCCCCUUCAAUGUUUACACAAAUCUGAAGGGUCUGGAUUGGGAUAAUCAGUGUACUGGUGGAGCUUUCUCUGUAUUGCUUCUCUGUAUUGCUUCCACCUUACAGAUCUAUUCACAUCAUUAAGGCCAAGGGUAGAGGUGGGAGCGAAUUGGGACUGGC
This is a messenger RNA of Oncorhynchus tshawytscha (Chinook salmon), 2428 nucleotides long. RefSeq names its product zinc finger protein Eos-like. The record is from RefSeq and is a predicted model, not a curated record. The transcript has 8 exons. Lineage: Eukaryota; Metazoa; Chordata; Actinopteri; Salmoniformes; Salmonidae. Bases 360 to 2228 code for a protein of 622 amino acids. Gene Ontology annotation, molecular function: DNA-binding transcription factor activity; RNA polymerase II cis-regulatory region sequence-specific DNA binding. Gene Ontology annotation, biological process: regulation of transcription by RNA polymerase II.